AUGGAAGGCAUUGACUUUGAUGAAACUUUUGCCCCUGUUGCACGAUUAGAAUCAGUUAGAUUGCUUCUUGCCAUUGCUUGUCAUUUGAAAUUUAAACUUUAUCAAAUGGAUGUCAAAACUGCCUUUUUAAAUGGUGUCCUAAAUGAAGAGGUCUAUGUUGAGCAGCCAAAGGGUUUUGAAGAUCCACAUCAUCCAAAUGAUGUGUUUCGUUUAAAAAAGGCUCUCUAUGGUUUAAAACAAGCUCCUAGAGCAUGGUAUGAGAGGUUAUCCUCUCAUCUUCUAGGAAAUGGGUAUGUUCGAGGGUCCGUUGAUAAAACAUUGUUUGUGAAAAGGUUUAAAAAGGAUGUCUUGAUUGCUCAAGUGUAUGUUGAUGAUAUUGUGGUUGGUUCUACAUCUGAUUUGCAUGUUCAAGAUUUUAUUCAUGUCAUGACUAGUGAAUUUGAAAUGAGUCUUGUCGGUGAGCUUAAUUAUUUCUUAGGUCUCCAAAUUAAACAGAGCCAUGAUGGGAUCUUUGUAUCCCAAUCUAAAUAUGCAAAAAAUCUUGUGACAAAAUUUGGUUUGGAAGGAGCCAAAUCUGCAAGAACUCCAAUGAGCACUAGUGCUAAGAUUCAUAGAGACUUGCAUGGCAAAAGUGUGGAUCAAACUCUCUAUAGAAGCAUGAUAGGAAGUCUUCUCUACUUGACUGCUAGUAGACCUGACAUUUCCUUUAGUGUUGGUGUAUGUGCUCGGUUUCAAAGUGACCCAAAGAGUCUCACUUGUUUGCUGUUAAGAGAAUUAUAA
Messenger RNA from Prunus armeniaca (apricot), 780 nucleotides. The record is from the annotation of a GenBank genome assembly. Lineage: Eukaryota; Viridiplantae; Streptophyta; Magnoliopsida; Rosales; Rosaceae.